ACACUAUGCACAGUAAACAGUUUCAGAUUUUAUCGUGUGUGUGCAAUUCGUGGAAGAAAAUUUGGUAAUUUGCCAUAAAAUAGUUAAAAACUCUCAUUAACGGCGCUAAAAUGUGUUAAACUUCAGACAUGUUUGAAUAGUGUAAAAUUAACAAUGUAAAAACUGUUGGAUUGAUUUGUUGUGUGUUGUUACAAAAACUGGCCAUAUACACUUGUGCAUACACACAUGCACACAUACAGUGGCAAACGUAGACAAAAUACUAAACCCUCCCUCGACACACGAAUCACUUUUCAGAACCGUGCGCUGGGCCGUCGCGGCAAAGCGACCCACAUAAAGAAAGCGAACAACAGAGCAAAGCAAAACUAAGAGAAGUACUCAUUAAUACACAAACAGACACACACACUUACACAAAUAAAUAUACAGCGAGUGAAAGAGUGCGCUAAUUAAGUAUUCGGAUCAUGGACGAUGCCAACAUACAGGACAAGGAGCGCUUCGCUAGCCGCGAGAAUCAUUGUGAAAUCGAACGACGCCGUCGCAACAAAAUGACCGCCUACAUAACGGAACUCUCGGACAUGGUGCCCACCUGCAGCGCCCUGGCACGCAAGCCCGACAAGCUGACCAUCCUGCGCAUGGCCGUGGCCCACAUGAAGGCGCUGCGUGGCACAGGCAAUACGAGCAGCGAUGGCACCUACAAGCCCUCCUUUCUCACAGAUCAGGAACUCAAGCAUUUAAUCCUAGAGGCAGCCGAUGGCUUUCUAUUUGUCGUGUCCUGUGAUUCGGGCCGUGUGAUCUAUGUGUCCGACUCAGUGACUCCGGUGCUCAACUAUACGCAAAGCGAUUGGUACGGCACUAGCUUGUAUGAGCACAUCCAUCCGGAUGAUAGGGACAAGAUACGCGAACAGCUCUCCACGCAGGAGUCACAGAAUGCGGGCCGCAUCCUGGACCUGAAGUCGGGCACAGUCAAAAAGGAAGGUCAUCAGUCGAGCAUGCGCCUGAGCAUGGGCGCCCGCCGUGGUUUCAUUUGUCGCAUGCGCGUCGGCAAUGUCAAUCCCGACGCCAUGGUCUCUGGCCAUUUGAAUCGCCUGAAGCAGCGCAAUUCGUUGGGUCCCUCCCGGGAUGGCUCCAAUUAUGCUGUGGUCCAUUGCACCGGCUAUAUAAAGAACUGGCCGCCAACGGACAUGUUUCCCAAUGUGCACAUGGAACGCGAUGUCGAUGACAUGGCCUCCCAUUGCUGCCUGGUAGCCAUUGGCCGGCUGCAGGUCACCUCAACGGCUGCCAACGACAUGACCGGCAGCAAUAAUCAGAGCGAGUUCAUCACACGGCAUGCCUUGGAUGGCAAAUUUACGUUUGUGGAUCAGCGUGUACUGCACAUUCUGGGCUAUACGCCCACCGAGCUGCUGGGCAAGAUAUGCUAUGAUUUCUUUCAUCCCGAGGACCAGAGCCACAUGAAGGAGAGCUUCGAUCAGGUGCUCAAGCAGAAGGGACAAAUGUUCUCGCUGCUCUAUCGCGCCCGCGCCAAGAGCUCCGAGUUCGUAUGGCUGCGCACGCAGGCCUAUGCCUUCCUCAAUCCCUACACGGACGAGGUGGAGUACAUUGUGUGCACGAACAGCUCCGGCAAGACGCUGCAUGGCGCCACGCCCGAGCAGCAGCAGCAACAACAGCAGCAGCAGACGGAACAGCAACAUGUUUAUGUGCAGGCGCCGGGCGUCGAUUAUACGCUGCAGCCGCCGCGACGUGAGAUUACACCCACUGGCGGCGAUGGUGGCAUCUAUCAGAUGCACAUGCAGGCGCCGCCGCCACGUCCUGCCUCGGCACAGAAUACACCCGUGGGCUAUAGCUAUGAUGCCACGCACUCGCCCUAUGGCGCCGCAGCGGGCGGCGGACCCUCUCCUCUGGCCAAGCUACCCAAAUCGGGCACCUCGCCCACACCCAAUGCCUGGGGCGCGCGUGGCAUGCCCGGGCAGCAGCCACAGCCAACUUCUACUGAGGCAUAUCCAGCGUAUCAGCAGAGCAGCCCGGCGCGCUCGCCCAGCGGCCCCACAUACACCCAGCUCAGCGCUGGCAAUGGCCAGCAGCAGCAGCAACAACAACAACAGCAGCAGCAGCAACAACAACGUCAGCAACAGCAGCAACAGGCGGCUGCAUAUCAGGCGGGGCCAGCGGCAACGCCUUGGGAUUGGCAAAAUGCGGCCACACACCCGGCCCAUCCGCAUCCACAUCCGCAUCCGCAUGCCCAUCAUCCACAUGCGCAUGCACAUCCAGGCGCUGCAGUCGUUGCGGGCGCACAGCAGCCGCAAGGUCAGGAGUUCUCUGAUAUGCUGCAAAUGCUCGAUCACACCAACACAACUACAUUCGAGGAUCUAAAUAUUAAUAUGUUUAGCACACAAUUCGAGUGAAUGCACAAUGCGCACACUUCCCUCUCCCGCUCUCUCUCUCUCUCUCUCUCAAACACACACACACGUCCACUUGUAACUCGGUUAGGGAUGAGCGCGUGUCAACAAGCUAAGCACGACAUGAAUGUUAUUCUUACAAGCAACAGUUUCUUUGGUGUUCUGUAAAUAUAGUGCAUCUUUAAUUAAAUUGUACAACUUACAGAUAGUAUUUUAUCUGUUUAUUAUUCUAAAAAUUGUAAACAGACAUCUCAAAAUGCGUUAUUAGACUCUUAUAAUUACCAUAUUAUAAAACUUGAGUUGCUAAAAAAAUAACAUUAUUGAAAAAAUGCUCUCAUCGCCAUUUACAUUAUUGCUCAUACACUUCCCGACCUAGUUUUUAGUUGGAAAAAUGUUCUAUUUAUCUACUGGAAGUACUUAUUUCCAAUAUUUGCUUGUGACACGCGCUCAUCUUCACACGACACAAAACUCAGUUUUACUUAUUUUUCAAGUGCAAUCUACAAAAGAAAAAAAGAAUCAUGCUAAAAAAUUAUUGAAAUAUUUUAGCCAGCAUUCAUACAUAUAUAGUAUAUGUAUACGUCAAGUCAGAUAUAAAGCAAAAAUAAAUUGUAAACUCGUAAAUAGGCACUUAGGCACAUAACGGUAGUCACGUACCGUACACGCUGUCGAUAUCGAUAUCAUUGCUCGCUUCCACACGAAAAGCCGCCAAUCCGCACACACACGCAUGCAGGGAGUACACAUAUGUAUGUCUGUUACUCUGCCAAGCAGUGCAAAGUAUUUGAAAUAGCUGUAAAGCAAUCACUCAUGCAAAUUGCAAAGUUCAUUAACGAACAAAAGAAUACAACUUUUAUAUAUGUAUACAUAAUAAAAUAAUUACAUGUGUAAUUCCUAGACUAAUAACAAUUCUACUUGUAAGCACUUGCACACACACACAUUUGCAGAAAUCAUGGGUUGCACUCUUUCUCUCGCCCGCCUACUACAAUUUGCUCGCUGCACUGCAACAUUGACACCAAUUUUUUUUUGUUGCUCAGUUUUUGCUUUUAUUUGUUGUUGCAUGCGGAAAAAACAGUUCAAGUGCAAAUACUGAAAACAAUUAUUGCUUAAUUUUCUUUUUUGUCAAAUUUGUGAAAAUUGCAAGCUCUACUUUUAACGGGUUUGCUAAAAGACGCGCCUCAAAUAACGUUGACAGCGCAUUAUAUAAAUAUUAUUUCCAUAAAACAUUCAUAGUUUUUAACAUACAAAUUAGCAAAUAAAGCGUAUGGUAUACAAAAUAAGAGAAUGAAA
Drosophila montana is the source of this 3674-nucleotide messenger RNA. RefSeq names its product Aryl hydrocarbon receptor nuclear translocator homolog tgo (gene tgo). Gene Ontology annotation, biological process: regulation of transcription by RNA polymerase II. The transcript has a single exon. The record is from RefSeq and is a predicted model, not a curated record. The coding region runs from base 459 to 2396 and encodes 645 amino acids. Gene Ontology annotation, cellular component: cytoplasm; nucleus; transcription regulator complex. Gene Ontology annotation, molecular function: DNA-binding transcription factor activity, RNA polymerase II-specific; protein dimerization activity; RNA polymerase II cis-regulatory region sequence-specific DNA binding. Lineage: Eukaryota; Metazoa; Arthropoda; Insecta; Diptera; Drosophilidae.